Danio aesculapii is the source of this 1885-nucleotide messenger RNA. Its product is annotated as bile acid receptor-like. Gene Ontology annotation, biological process: bile acid signaling pathway; cell differentiation; negative regulation of transcription by RNA polymerase II. Bases 231 to 1691 code for a protein of 486 amino acids. Gene Ontology annotation, molecular function: zinc ion binding; RNA polymerase II cis-regulatory region sequence-specific DNA binding; nuclear receptor activity. The transcript has 11 exons. NCBI's taxonomy places the organism in Eukaryota, Metazoa, Chordata, Actinopteri, Cypriniformes, Danionidae. The record is from RefSeq and is a predicted model, not a curated record.
UAUUAUCGACUUUCCUGUGUUUAAAGUUGCACAGAUAUCGGUAUGUGUUUGAAUUAAUGGUUUGCGUUGGAGGGACGCGCUGUUUGUUUUACGCAUGUGUGUUUGGCAAGUGCUGGAUGUCCAGGCUGAACUGCUGUCAACAUCACAAACGCAAGAGAGAUCCAGCACACGCAACAUCAGCGCUGCAUGAUCCGGGCCAUCUCUGUGAAGAGUAAGAAUCCAGUGAUCAGAUGAGAGAAGGGACAGAUCCUGAGAUGAGCAUGUCUGUCAGCGGCUACCUCACCACCUCAGAUGCCUUUGACAUCACAGACCAUUCGCAGUACUAUGAUGUUCUUGUGGAUCCUCUGAGCUGCUCUUACCAGGAACCGGAUCUACAAAGCCCUCUCUAUGGCCAACAACCAUUUAGUCCUGUCAACGUGCAGUUCUCCAUGUACGGGGCGCAAAAUGUUCCAGCAUGCAACCCGCCAUACCCCUACAGCCAUCAGUGCUCUGAAUACACCUGUGAGCCUGAUAUGGAGGUCCAAAGCUCAACAGCCAGAGCCAGCAUUGUUGGUCUUCCAGUGCUGAAAAGACCCAGAAUGGGCCACGGAGCUCGAGUGAAGGGCCAGGAUGAGCUGUGUGUGGUGUGUGGAGAUAAAGCCUCGGGAUAUCACUACAAUGCCCUCACCUGUGAGGGAUGCAAAGGUUUCUUCAGACGCAGCGUGACUAAAAAAGCUGUGUACCACUGCAAGAGUGGCGGAAGCUGUGAGAUGGACAUGUACAUGCGGAGAAAGUGUCAGGACUGCAGACUGCGCAAAUGCAGAGCCGUCGGGAUGCUGGCAGAGUGUCUGCUUACAGAAGUGCAAUGCCAAUCAAAGAGACUGAGGAAGGGCUCCAAACACAGAGGACACAAUGGAUCAUCAGCAAGAGCUGAAGACGACUACUCUGAAAGCAGAAGCGUCUCGUCCACCAGCAGAAUCAACACACGGGUAUCAUCUGGUUUCUCCAGAGAGCAGAGAUGCAUUCUGAAUAGAAUUGUUGAGGCUUUUCGUAGAUACAUAAUUCAGGACAACACUCACUGUCGGGUACCUCUAUGGUCCAGUUUAACAAAUACCCAUCUGACUCCACCUCAGACAGAGAAGCUUUUGCAGUUUUUGAGGAGCGUACCUGGGUUUGAUCUUUUGGAUAGUUCUGACCAGAACACGCUUCUCUCCAGCGCUUCGGUUGAAGUUAUGUUCCUACUCCUAGCUCAACAGUUCUCUGAGAACCCGACAAGUGUUAGCACUGCUUUAUACCCAGCAAAUCUGAAUAACUCAAACCCUGAUUGGGUGAAAACUUUAGAGUCCAAGAAUGGGAACAGCCACAGGAUACUGACACACUCAGGGUUGAAUGAUGAGCUCUUGAGAUCUGUGGUAAAUUUCCUUCAUAGCAUGGUGACGAUUGCAGUAACCGAGGCUGAAUAUGCACUUCUAACAGCGACUGCAGUUUUGUGUUCAGACAGGCCGACUCUGCAAGCUGUGGGAUGUGUGGAGAACUUACAGGAAUUUGUUCUGGAGCUUCUCUCUCGAGUUUGCUGCUCCUGCAGUCAGGGGACGGGGGCACAGGACCCGCGCCGCUUUGCCAGGCUCCUGGGACGACUGACAGAGCUGAGAACUCUACGACACAACCACCUCACCCUUCUCCCACAGCAACCCUGGGACAUGCAGCCCUGAGGAGAGAGAUUUAUCACAUCGGAUCUCUGUUGCAACACGCUCAUAAUUUCUGCCCAGAACAAUAUCCCAGGACAGGUCAAUGUACGGUGGGUUACCCAUGUGCAAACAUAGUUUAGUAAAAAGUGAAAGAAUGUAAGCCUCAUAGUGUGAUGAUUUCUUAUAUGCAUUCAAUAAAAAAAUGGUUAUUUUGUGUU